This is a messenger RNA of Coccinella septempunctata (seven-spotted ladybird), 1941 nucleotides long. RefSeq lists its product as uncharacterized. The record is from RefSeq and is a predicted model, not a curated record. NCBI's taxonomy places the organism in Eukaryota, Metazoa, Arthropoda, Insecta, Coleoptera, Coccinellidae. Bases 67 to 480 code for a protein of 137 amino acids. The transcript is spliced from 2 exons.
UUCGCCAAUUUGACUAAGGCAUACUUGAAAUAUAUAAGAAACCAGAAGACAACAGGGGCAGCCUUCAUGGAGCAUCCUCCAUUUUUUGAGGAGGUCCACUCAAUUUUAGGUGAGAAGCAUAAGACUCAUCCCAAGCAUUUAGUGGACAGCUUGGAGGAUGAGCCAAUGCCUGAGGCCCCUAUGCCCGUGCAAGAAGCGCAAGUAAUGGAUGAGGGCGCUUCUUGCAGCUACACCACUCGAACGGAACCAGCCAUAACUGACCGGUUCAAAAACCUGAGAGACACUCCAACCUCCAGAACCAACAAAGGGGAUCUGGUUCUUCAGGAAUUGAGGAGCCACCAGGUAGAACAAAGGAGGCAGUUCGACGUGCUUGCUGCUCAUCUAAAAAAAACAGAGGAGCAGAGGGAGAAGCUCCUCAAUAUAAUGGAGGAAUUUUUCACAAGAAAGAGGAAGAGGCAGGAAGAUUCUGAUGGAGAAUAAAGGGGCCUUUUCCUCUUUCUUGUAAAAAAUUUGUGUAUAUUUUUGUUUUUAUUUUUAUUAUGUAUUUAAUAAAGUUCUUUUUCUAUGUAUAUAUUAUGUUAUUCUUGAAUUUCAGUGAUAUUUUCCUUCAUUCGUUUUUUUUGGUUUUGUAAGCUAGUGUGAACACAAAUAAAACUUAGCUUGUGCGUAUUUUUAAAGUGUUCACAUUUAUGAAAGGUCUGAAGUAAAAGACAUGAAAUAGAGGUUUAUAGAAUUUAAGUAACUAUGUGAAACCAUAGACUUUGAUGUUGAACUGAAAGAAAAACUUGUCAUUUAAAAUGAGGAGGCAUUUUUGUUUGCACAUUAUUGGCUGAUAGCUGAGCAUUCACUCCUUUUUACAGAAUUGUUCGUAGGUUUCUACAGAACUUAUGUUUUAAUCAAGAAUACAGUUGAUUUGGCGAUUUCAUAUUUUUUUGAAAGCAAUGUUAUGAUGCCUUCUGCGAUCUUCUAAGAUCUUGGAUUUUUCAUAAACGCUCAAAAAUUUAUUUUUAGCCAUUUCAACAUAUCCAAAGACAUUUCUCUCUGUGGAAGGAACUCGUAAAAAACAAUUCCAUUUACCGCUGCACAUUUCUUUUAUAUAUGUUAAAAUAUGAAUUGGACUGAUGAUGUAUCUUCCCUGAAUUUGGUAUGAGGGGUUCAAAAAAUACAUGAAAUCUAGAGAAACACUAAUUUACUGAGAAAUAUAUAUGUAAUAAGAAUCAUAUAAUAUAUAUAAUAGUAAUCUAUGUAAAAAAUUCAAUGUGUUGCAUACAAUAUUUUUUCUGCAGCCAUAAUCGCUAGUCAUUGUCAUUUGAAAACAAAAGAAAUAUACACCAAUGUAACAUGACAAACACUGUCAUAAUUAAAUACAAAGUUCAUGUUAUUGUCAAACAAAUCGUCCCAAAAAACUUCUUUCGAUACUGUUUUUGUAAAGUGUUACUUUCCAUUCAAUAAAUUAUAGCAGAAGUUCCAUUCUCCAGACUACAGCAGAAAAAUUCAUUACAUCAAAAACUGUUUGCGAUUACAUCUCUUUUCACCCUACCCUCUUGCUGAUCUUCCUCCUCUUGAUAAUUCAAUAUUCUAUCAGCACAUUCUAUGGGAGCCUCUUCAUCCCAUAAGUCCUUAUUAAUCAAACAAAAAUUAUGGAGAACACAGCUUGCUGUGAUGAUUUCAACCGUUUUACAAAUAUUAUACACAUUAAUAUAUUGCAGUCGUCUCCAUCUUCCCUUCAAUAAUCCAAAGGCAUGUUCGAUCUUCACUCUGUCUGCACUCAACAUAUAAUUAUGUUUUUUUUUGUUUCCUCGUAAGAUUAUUUCCUUUAUAUGGCGUCAUGAGCCAACUUCUCAGUCCGAAGGCACUGUCCCCUAUUAGAUGAAAAUUUUCAUCAAAAAACUUCUGCGGACCAUGUGACUCAAUUUGAUGAUAUAGUGAAGAAUUUUGAAA